This is a messenger RNA of Blepharisma stoltei, 6073 nucleotides long. Lineage: Eukaryota; Ciliophora; Heterotrichea; Heterotrichida; Blepharismidae. The record is from the annotation of a GenBank genome assembly.
AUGUCAUGAAAUAAAAUAUCCCUACUUAAAAAUUGCCAAAAAUACCGAGGUGAUAAAGAAAUCGGCUGAUUUUUAGCCAUCAAGGCACAUCUGAUAACAUUUUUAUCAAAAUCAUUUAGAAGAAAAUACAGUUCAAAAUUCAAUUUAACAAGCCAGCUUACAUCUGAAAUAAUAGUUAACACUGUGAUUACCUUUCAGAUGAUUUCGAUUUUUUGAUAUCACAAUAUGCCAAUUCAUAACUGAAACACAUGAAUCGAUAAUAAUAAAUGGCUUGGGCUGAAGGGUAAUUCGCUCGGUGAAUUCUCUCUCCUUGCCUAAAUUUUAAUAUUAUAGUUAGAGUCAUACACAUAGACUUUUAAUUGAAAAAAAACUGACGAGAAUGGUUCUGUCCUCCUUAGAUUGAGGCACAGGCAGAGUGAUACAGCAGCACGCCAAGCCGCUAAUAUUUACCGUACUUCGGAUUCCCAAUGGCUAAUCGAAUGCAGAGGAGCGAGCUGUGCUGCGAAAGCCUGGCUUGCGCGCAAGAGAAGUGACAUAUUUGAGAAAAUGGCCUCUUGAAGGUGCCUGUACAUAUAGAGUUAAAUUAAGUAAUAUGAUUAAACACAUGAAUCACUCCAUGGAAUUAUUUGCGAUUCGUAAAUAUAGACAACUUUUGUGCAUAUUUUGGCAUUAUUGAUAUCUGUUUGUAUAUGUAUUAAAACUGUGUGAUGAAUCAACAUUUAGAGCCAUAAGAGACCUUGAGAAAGGGAGAAAAGCCUUCAGAUGUUUAUCUGACCUUAACUUAAAAUUAUAGUCUUGGCUUGCGUGCCUAUUGACAGCACAGUCACCAAGGAUCUCUAUGACAGGGAGAAUUUGCUUGAGUAAGAUGACUCACCUGAUGAUUUGAAAACUUGGAUACCACCUUUCUUCUACUUCACCGCCUUGCGCCAAGGCACUUGUGAGAUAAAAAUCUAUGUCUUCGUCUCCUUCUUGCCUUGCCAGCUCAAUUGUUGAGUGGGAAGGCUAAGGACUUCUACGGUAUGCUGCUUGGAUUGAAGGAUCUGCCAAAAAAAAAACGGAAUUAUCGGUAAAAAAGGAAAAAUUAAAGUCUUGGCGUAACUCCCAGUUUGACGCUAGAAAGUUGCCUAAAUGAUCUAGACUUUUGUCUGUAUACUUCGCUGGGCUUCCCCUUUCCAAUUCUAACCCUCUUUUUCCCUAGAGAUAAAAUCCAACUUGAAAGUGGAUAAGGGUUAGGCACUAUGCAUUACCAGAAUUGCUUACUCCUCCUCAGUAAGUGAACAAAAUCAUUAGAAAAAAUCCCUAUUUUUUGCCCAAAAAAAUCACCCUCUGUGAACUAACAACAAUUUUUUAAUAUAAAAAUUUUUAUGAAAAAAAAAUAUAUAAAUGGUAAUUAUUUAAACGAAAUCUGAUUAAUUUUAAGCAGCUUGAAUUUUAAAAUAUAUGUUUCGCAAAUUAAAUUAAUUUUUGCUUUUACAAAUUUUUUAAAUUUUAAGAAAAAAAAAAUUUAUAUAAAAUUUCUAUAUAAAAUUUUUAAAAAAAAAAAAUCAGUAUAAGAAUUAAAGGAGCUUUACUAUGAUCCAAGGAUUAAUUAAUCUGCUUUGUAGGUUUUUCAUCCAUUAUUGGUGUUUGCACUGCUGCCUUUAUUUUUUGUGGCAUCUUUUAUUGGUAUAGUAAAAAAUCAUUUAGUUUUAUUACUAGAAUUGCAUUUAAAGUUGCAAUUGUACUUUCAAAUAUAGGAUUUAUACCAAUCCAAACUCUUUUUUGAACCAUUUUUAAGUAUUCGACUUUUAAAAUUACCAAAGUCCAAGAAUAUACUGAUUGUGAUUAUAAUAGGCUUGAUUUGGGCAUACAUGGAUCAUUAUUAAGUAUUCUGUUUUCAGUAUUGCUCUUUGUGCUAGCAAUAAUUGUAGAGCUCUUUAGCGCUAAUGUUAGCCACACAUUUCUAAAAAGAAAUAUAAUGUCAAGGGCAAACUCUAAUAUGGACUUGCUUAUGGUUUUUCUAUCAGAAGCUCAGGUCAUUUGCUAUGUAUUUCUUAAUGGAGAAGAUGUAGCGAAUUACCAAUUGAUAUUUUGCCUUAUAACAUUGAUAUUAUGCUAUAAGUGAAUAGAAGCAGUCCCAUACUAUAACCCUUACGAAAAUAUAAUAAAAAUAUGCAGGGUCUCUUGCAUAUGGUUUGUCCUGACAAUUUUCUUAUUUGGAUAUAUAAUGGAUAAUGCUGCAAUUAUCACUGUUCUAUCCAUUGUUCUUUCUCCUUUGUUCAUUAUUAUAGUUGGUAUUAGAAUUUAUAAUAACUGCGAUCUUUUAUCACCCAGGAAAAUUUCUUUUAAGUCUCAAACAAAAUUUGAACAGACAGUUAGACAUUUAUUGACUUCUGAUAGCCAUGAAAAUAAAAUUUUAGUCAUUAAUUUAUUUUCAGAUUGCUAUAAAAAACCAAUGCUUCAAAAAAAUAAACUUUUAGUGAUAUGAGAAGUCAAUUAUUGUCUACAUACUUUAAAAGAUACAAGACUUGCAAGAAUUAAGCUCACAAAAGCAUUAUUUAUACAUAAUUGCAUAGAAGGAGAAAUCCAAGAAUGCAAAGCGAACAUAAAAUUAGAGAAAAAAAGUUCUGAACUUCCAGAUGUAGACUAUCUAAAGUAUUUAGCAGAUAUUGAGAAUGCUAAAGUGAAAGAUGAAGAAAUGUGCAACGUUUUACUUAAUUUAUGAAAUGAAGUCAUUUCUGAAUCACCGAAAAUCAGCAUUCUAACUGAUAUGUUUAUUAAAGUCGAUAUAUUCACACAAAGUUUGAAAUCGCUAUAUGGGUCUCUAUUUGCAAAAAAUAAGCAUUCUGAAGUUCUUGAUUUAUAUGGCACAUUUUUAGAGAAUAUCAUGGGAGAGCAUGAAGAUGGAGCAAUGAUUUUAAAGAAAAAACUAAAAAUGAGCUCGCUAGACUCAAUGAUUGGCUACCACAAAAAGCUAGAAGAUUAUGAUGAAAGUAUAUCAAUAAUCCUCAUCUCUGCAAGUCUUGACUCAUUUGGAUUGAUUUCUUAUAUAAACUUGAAUGCUGCCAGAAUGCUAAAAAUGCAAAAGGCUGAUGCAAUAGGUACUAAUUUUACAUCUUUAAUUCCUAAGCCAUUUAGCGAUAAUCAUAACGAAAUCAUAAAGAAUUUCUAUUUGAACUGCUCAAACCCUACAAUAGACGUGCCUCAUAAUUUUUUCUUACAAGAUCACAAAGACCAUCUAUUUGAGUGCAAUCUUUUAUUAAAAUUUACAACCUUCAAUUGUGUUCCUUAUGUUAUUGCUAGCUUUAGACCGAUCAAUAAAUUAAGACAGAUAAUCCUAUUGACUGAAAAAGGAAUUAUUUUGAGUUUUUCUGCAUUAAUUCCUAAUCUCUUUUGCAUUGAAGAACAGCAUUUAAAAGGAGCAGUUAUUACAAAAUUUUUCCCAGGCCUCUGCAUGGACAAUUUCCCUUUAUUUGAGCCACGCUUUUUGAAAUAUAAUGGAAAAGAAAUAGGGAUUGUCCGUUUAGUCAAAACUAUAAAGACGACAUCAAUUCAUUUAUUAUUAGUCAUAAGUGAAAAAGAAGAGCUAAAAAAAUGAAGAAAAGGCAAAUCUGAAGAACAAAUUGAACAAUUAGGAAAAAUUUAUAGUGUUAAGCAGAAAGACACCAGUGGAGACUCGACUAAUUCUUUUAUAAAUUUCGAAAAAAUUAAUUCAAGAUUCGCCACAAGAUUUUUGAGGUCAAUUGAAAAGUCUCGUGGCGAAGAAUCUUUUACUGCUUUAUCAAAUGAAAACAAUGAAGAAGUUGAUGAAAAUCGGUUAUCUUCUGUAGCAGCAAUAAAUAAGACAAGCCUAAUUAUUGCGAUGAAGAGUAAGAAAUAUACAGAAUCUGCGUCUGACCAUCUCGAAAAAACUGGGAAUUCAAUUAAAGUGUUUAUAGCUGUGCUAUUACUUUCAGUAAAUUUCAUGUAGACUAUAGCAAUGAUAGCUUUAAAUGUGGGAAUAGUAAGUGUGGUUUAUCAGUUCAUGUCUGACACAAAUACUAUGAACAUCUUUAAUCGUUUCAAUGAUCUUUUAUAUUUGGUCAGCCUAUUGCCUGAUAUUUCAAAUGAUAUAUAUUAUGAAGUAAAAUACCCUGGUUCAUUAAACUUAGCAAUAGACACACAAUUUUUAAACGACACAAUUAAUGGGCUAGAUUUGAUUCAGGAUACGUUAAUCACAGAUCUUGAUAAGUGAAGCUAUUGUGAUGCGUCGUGAAUUGUGUCUAAAGAAAUCAUUCCGUUGUGGACAUUUGAUGAUCUCCCGAUACUACAAAAACACAAUCUUAUUAGAGCUCUUGAUUUAUAUAAAAAACAUGUGAUGAUAAUUUAGGGAUAUAGAAUAGUAGACACUGGCAGUAUGAAAGCCACCUCCCUUCAAAAGGAAACUGCCUUGUAGCCAGGGAAAAUAAUAUCUCUUAUAUUUUGAAUUAUCAAGAUUAGAUAGUUUUCUUUAAGGUGGGGGCAUGAGUUUCAUGUUUGACCAGACACCCUCGCCCAAUCUCAAACCUACAAUCGUGAUAGCAUGAGAUUUCUGUGGCUGAACAGUCUCACUUUUACUUAUGAUUAUCUUAACAACACUUUGAGAGAGCUUUCUGCUUGCGAAAAGAGCAGGGUAAGGGAAUCUGGUGAAAAUGUUAGAUAUUUUAUUUUGUUUGGUAUGUGCAUUUUUGGGCUUUGCUAUGUUAUUUUGAAUUUUUUUACUUAUCUUGUGAAAAUUAAAUAUGAGUUGUUUUGGGGGAAAGUAAAAAAGGCAGUUUAUUUGACCUAUUUUACAUUGCAGCAGAAUGCUGCUGAAAGAUUAAUGCAAAUUCAUGGAACUGAAGUGCCAGAAGAAACCAAAUUUAUACGAUAAUAUCUAAAUUUUUAAUUAUUCCUUUAACUCCCCCCCUCCGUGAGUGAACAAAAAAAUUUUUGUUCACUCACGGAGGGGGUUAAUUUUUUUUUUUAAACAAAAAUUUAUAUAUAAAUUUCAUAGAAAAAUUUUUUUUUCUUCAAAAUUUCAAAAAAAUCCUAAUCAAAAAUCGGGAAGCAAAUUUUAAUUUAAUUUAUAAAAUUUAUGUUUUAAAACGCAAUUUGUUUAAAAUUAAACAGAAUUAGCUCGAGAUUUCAUUAUACUAAUUAUCACUUAUAUAUCAAUUUUUUUUCAUAAUUUAAUUUUUUUUUUCUAUUAAAAAAAUUUUUGUUCACUCACGGAGGGUGGUUUUUUUUGCAAAAAAAAUAGGGAUUUUUCCAAUGGUUUUAUUCACUCACGGAGGGGGGGAGUAAGAGAAAAAUAACAUUUUUGACUUUUUUAUUUGACAAAUAAAAGCAUACCAAAAUAAAAAAUGGCAAGAAAUACAAAGUGGACAGCAAAAUAUUCAGAAGAUAUGGGUGGAGGCUAUUGUUUUUUGUAGCAAUUUGUCUAUUUUAUUACUCCUUAGCUUUAUUUUGAUUAUAUAGCAGUUGUGAAGCAUCUUUAAUUGCAAGGCCUGAAAUUUUAGAGAACUUUAUUAUAAGGAGAGCUCUCCUCGCAAAGCUUUGAUAUUUCUCUGCAAAUUUCACAAGUGACUCUGCAAAGAUAUUAUUUCCUGACUAUUAUGCUAUUCCAAGUCCUCAAAAAGAGUUUCCUAAAUUAAUUUCAGAAUUUAAGUACAGAUAUAAGCAGUUGUGAAGUCCAAGUCUUUUUGACUAUUUAUCAGACGAAUUGAAAGCUAGACUAUUUGAGUGGAAUAAUCAUACUGUACCUUUUGGGAAUUAUGGGGAUAUUCCUGCAGUGAAUUUGGUAAUACUUGAAUCCUAUGGCAUGUCUAUUUUAAAUAAUCAAGACUUGUAUAGCUUUUUUGUUAUAUUAGCUAAUGGAGGGAAACAGUUUGCUGAGGAUUAUACACUUGCAAAUCGUGACACAAAAGACAUUAUCAACGGCCAGCUGGCUUUGUUUAUUUAUUUUACAGUCUGAUUUUCUAUAUCGCUUGCUCUGCUGUUUCUGUUAUAUUAUCUGCCAUUUUUAUGAAAAGAGUUAAAAAUCGUGAAAAGAGCUCAAAUUUUGCCUUUAUUGGUGCCUAAGUUUAUUUCUUAA